CUCUACUCCAGGGCUUUAAAGAACCGAACUCCCAGGGAACGCAUCAGAGAAGAGGAAGAAUAUGAUCCUUUCUGGCAAAGGUUGGAGAAUGUUGCCAUGUGACGUAGACCUAGAGUGUUGAUUUAUCCCCCUUAGGAGUUAUGGACAGUCCUAGAUAUGUACCUGGGGCCAAGCAUCUGGCAAACACCUCCCCUGGAUCCUUCCUGCCUCCUUAUGGUGCAAUAGUUGGAGUAUUGCUUCACUUCUUUGUUUAUUUCAUAGCCAUACUUUAUAGCUCUGCAAAGAAGCUAUUUCCCAAAAAGGGUGAAUGUAAAGUGAGAAAACUAGAUGCUCCCCCACACUGUGGACUUCAUUGCUGCAAGGAUGGCCCCAUAAGAAAUGGCCAUAUUGGGCAACGGCCACCUUCCAUCAAUCCUGAAAGACUGAAAGAUUUUGGCGAGGAAGAUUACUUAAAUGGGGGAGUGAAGACAUGGGAAAUGAAGAUAAUUAGCCAUAACGAGGAACUGCUAAGAGACUCGGUCAUCCGUCCAGAUAGGAUUCGCUUGCCGACCAACAAUAAAUUUAUUAGAUUUGAAGAUAUCAGCGCAGCAGCUUUCAAAAUCCAGUGUGGAGUCCAAAAAACACCCUGUAUGUAUUCUAGGCUUUCAAAGCAGUAUGGAAUGGACAUAUAUCUAAAGAAAGAGUUCCUUCAGUACACAGGAUCUGUGAAGGAGCGGGGUGUGCUUUACCUUCUGAUGUCUUUACAACAGGAUCAGCAAAGAAAAGGCGUGAUCGUUGCCUCAGACAGUAACUUCUCCAUGGCAGUAGCAUUUCACGCCUCGGAGCACCAAAUUCCUGUGUUUGUCAUCAUGUCUACCAGCACCUUGCCAGCUAGAGUUAAAAUGUGCCGCGACUAUGGUGCCAUGGUCAUUUCCUAUGGCUCUACAAUGAGAGAUUCACAGCUGCAUGCCAGGAGGCUAGCACAAGAAAAUGGCUACCUGUAUCUCGAAGAAGCAGACAGCGCUGUCUAUCUGUCAGGGCUGGGGACCAUGGGACUGGAAAUCUAUGAACAGGUGCCAAAACUGGAUGCAGUGAUAUUCCCGGCAGGACCCCACUGUGGAUUGCUAGCGGGCUCAGCUGCUGCACUGAAACAUCUGAACCCACAUAUUUCUGUGGUUGGUGUAGAGUCAGAGAGUUUCCCUGUAUUGCAACAAUCAUUAAGGAUUGGCCAUCCUGUGGAAGAUCAGGCUCGCAGAAGCCACCAUUUUUACAGAGAAGUGAGCGGACCUUGUUUUGGCACCAACUCUUUGCAGCUGACUGGAAAAUUUGUUGAUAAGGUUGUAACAGUGAGGGAAGAGGACAUUUUGAUUUCCAUGCUGAGGUUACUGGAGUACGAGCGUGCCACUGUCGAUGCUGAAGGGGCCAUUGGACUUGCAGCUCUGGUCGCUGGGAAGUUGCCGGAAUUAAAAGGCAAAAGAGUGGCUGUUGCUAUAUGCAGUGGUAACCUGGAACUUCCCUUGAUGCGACAGUGCAUUGAUCGUGCCCUCACCCUUGACAACAGAGUGUGUAAAUUCUCCAUCUUGAUCUCUGACUGUCCAGGAGAUAUUUCCAAGCUACUGGAGAUCUUGGCUCAGGAAGAAGUCAGAGUGUUGGACAUCAAGCAAGAACACAUGUAUAAGACAUCAGAUCUGUUUACCAGCGAGGUCACCUGCAUUGUAGAGACUAGAGACAAAAUCCACACUGCUCAGUUAAAAAACGCCCUCUUAGACCGCUACCCGUUGAUGACAUGGAUGGAACAUUGAUGAGCAAAGUCGAUUGAAAAGCUCCAAGA
This is a messenger RNA of Elgaria multicarinata webbii, 1810 nucleotides long. RefSeq names its product L-threonine ammonia-lyase-like. Gene Ontology annotation, molecular function: L-serine ammonia-lyase activity; threonine deaminase activity. NCBI's taxonomy places the organism in Eukaryota, Metazoa, Chordata, Lepidosauria, Squamata, Anguidae. The transcript is spliced from 12 exons. Gene Ontology annotation, biological process: L-threonine catabolic process; L-serine catabolic process. The coding region runs from base 141 to 1781 and encodes 546 amino acids. The record is from RefSeq and is a predicted model, not a curated record.